AUGGCCCUCGGACAACCAAAAGCAGAAGCCUUCUGCCAGCAAGCACCCAUCUUCCUUGACUACUUACACAGCAUCCUGGAGAAGUACCCUGAUGGGGGGCAGAUCCUCAAGGAGCUGGUGCAGAAUGCAGAUGAUGCAGGCGCUACCGAGGUCGUAUUUGUGUCCGAUGAGCGGGAGUUUGAUGUCAUCGCUGGAGGGGGACUGGAGGGGACCCAGGGCCCGGCUCUCCUGGCCUAUAACAAUGCUCCGUUGUCCCCCCGGGACUGGACUGGGCUCAUGCGCCCAGGGGUGUCCCAUAAGCGAGGGGACCCCGGCAAAGUGGGGCGCUUCGGUCUGGGCUUCACCUCCGUCUACCACCUUACUGACCUGCCAGGAGUACUGAGCCCCCCAGCUCUGGGGGUGCUGGACCCUGAAUGCCAAGUGCUGCCAGGUGCUGGUGCUCGCUGGGACAUCUCUGCAGCCCAGGAUCUGCCUGGCCUCUUCGAACCCUUCUGGGCUGGACUGGAGACUGUGGGGCAGAGCCGUGACUCUGUCCAGGGCACUCUCUUCCGCUUCCCUCUCCGACGGCAACCCUCAGGCAUUGCUGUGAGCGUCUCCAGUCCUGGGUCCCUCCAUGGACUCUUCCAGACCUUCCUUGCUGAAGCCCCCCUCGCCCUUCUCUUCCUUCGCCAUGUCCGACAUUUAGCUCUGCAUCAUGUGUCACCUGAUGGGGCCCAUACCUUCAUGGGUACCCUAGCAGCAUCCUCCCAGCCUCUCCCUGUCCUAGGGCCAGCAGAAGCCACAGGGCUGAGCCUGACGUGGAGCCAGGUGGCCCUGUGCAGGGAUGGAGUUCGGGAUGGGCCAGAGUGGCUGGUGGCCACAGGCAGAGCCACGUCAGGGGUGGCUGUGGAGCUGGGUGGGCGGAUAGGGUGCAGUCCUGAGCUGAGCCUGGCACACCCCCUCAAUGGCCCCUGCCAAGGGCGGCUCUGCUGCUUCCUACCACUGCCAGCCACUGAGGAGAUGGCCACAGGGCUACCUGCGCAUGUCAGUGCCCCCUUUGCCCUCUCCGAUGAUCGCCGCCAUCUCCGCUGGCCUUCUGAGGAUGGGGAAAGUGAUGAAGAUGCCAGCUGGAACGCUCUGCUGCUUCUCAACCUCCUGCCACAGAUCUAUGGCCACAUGGCAGCUGUGGCUGCAGCUCUGCCUGGUGCUGACCCCUAUAGCAUCUGGCCAGAUCCCAAGUGCACUCCAGGCCAUGGCCGUAUCCACGGAGUAGUGGCCAAUGUCUGCCGGGAGCUGGCAGCUGCCUGCACCCUGGUGCCAGCCACUGAGGGGGCCCCAGGGUUGCUGAAGGCUACAGAGGCUGUUCUGCUGAUGGAGGAAAUGGAGGACACGGAUACACAGCAGGUCGUCCAGGCCUUCCUAGUGGCAGCUGGGGAGCCAGUGGCUGUCGUCCCAGCCCAUGUCCAGAGGGUGCUGGCACUGGGACUGGCCAAGGGCCUGCAGGAGGCCUCAGCAGACCGUGUGCGAGAAGUACUGAGGAGCCAUAGGGAUAUGGAGUUCCUGGCCUCAGACCGUCUGUGCCUGCUGCGCUAUGUGGCUGGGGACAGAAACUAUGCCAAGCUUCAGGACCUCCCACUCCUGCCUCGUGCUGAUGGUACCUUUGUGGCUUUUGGCAGUGCAGCGGACACUGUCUACGUGGACACAUCGGACUGCCCCAGGGUACUCCUGCCUGGCUUGUCUGGGUCCUUCCUGCCCUCUAACCUGGAGCCAGCCCUAGACAACCUCCUGCGGGACAUCGCCAAGGCAGGUCUCUUCCCUAACCUGGUUCUGCUGGACCCUGCUAUGACGGCCCGAACCCUACGGUCAGCUCUGCCCCCAACCUGGACAUCACAGUCCUCAAGCCUAGUGUCUUGGUGCCCGGCCCAAGGUCCUCCCCAGCCCCCAGCUUCGUGGCUUCCAGCCCUGUGGCUCUUCCUAGCCAACCACAUGGAAGACCUGGGCCCUGUGGAGGGGCUUCCCCUGGUCCCCCUGUCCGUACUGGGUGCUCCUACCAUCCGUCUAGCCCAACUCAUACCCCAGUCUGGCCUUAUCUUCCAGUCAUGGGAGGACCAAUGUUUGCCAUCCAAUGUGGCUCCCAUCCUGGAAGCCCUGGGUUGCUCUGUGGUGCCCCCAGGCAUAUGGCACCGCACUCUGUCCCGCUACAUCCUACCCCCAUCCCCUCUCAAUGCCCUGCGAGCCUUGGGUAAACGGGAGACUGCAGAUGUGGCCUCCCGCCUGGCCUCGCUGACCACUGUAGUUGUGGAUACCCUCCGACUCUACCUGGCAGAUGUCCCAUCCCUGGAAAAAACAGAGAGAGACUUGUUGGCCACUCUGCCUCUCUUCAUGCCACUGCCCUGCCUGGCCACCCCACAGCCCAUGGGACUGGUACCUGCCAAUGACACCCCAACACUACAGUCAGAGCUGGAGCUGCCCAGAGAUGUGAUCCUGCCAAAGGCUGUGUUGUGGUGCCGGGAUGAAGCUGACCGGCGUCUCCUGGGACGGCUCCAGCAGUCCUUUGUUAGUGCUGCCUGUGUGGCACUGGAGGGCGUCAGAGCUGUGGCUCAGGGCACAUAUGCAGGGCGGGCAGCUGAGGCGCAGGGGCUGCUGCUCUGGGUGCUGCGGCAUGGCGACACCCUUUUUGCGCAGAGCCCCACGCUCCUGCAGGCCUGCAGCAACCUGGCCUUCUUGGAGACCCCAAGAGGCCCUGUGCAACCACGAGACCUUUACGACCCCUGUGAGAGUACCUUGCAGGUGCUACUAGGUCCUGAACACUUCCCCCCUCCUUCCUUCUGCAGUCCACCUAUCCUCCAUGCCUUGAGAGUCCUAGGCUUGCGGCAUGGCAAGGGAUGUCUGGUGGCUUCAGAUAUCCUAGAGGCUGCAAAAACUGUGAGUGGGGGUGAUGGGAUGGCUCUGGACAGGGCUAAGGCACUGAUCGAAGUCUGCAAUCAUCCCAAGGCACUGGCUAACUUCAGCCCAAUGGAACUUAGGCAGCUCUGUGCUCUGCCAUGGGUACCCUGUUCAGAGUGCACUGGAAAGCCUGAGCAGCCCUUCCUGCCUCCAGAACAGCUACGGUCCACCCAAUACACGAGACUGGUGGGGCUUGCAAUGCCUCUAACAGGUGUCUUCACACCAGAGGCAGAGGAGAAGUUGGGGCUGCAUCAGUCCCCACCACCAGAGAAGGUUUGGGAGCAGCUGACAUGCCUGGCAGGGUGCAGGGAUACAGCUAAGCUUGUUCCUGCACUCCAGGCUGUCUACCAGCACAUGCAAGAAGAUCUGGAGACCUUUGGGACUGCCCGAGAAGAUGCUGUAGUGUGGACUGGGGUUGGGUUCGUCAGGCCAGGUGAUGCUGUGCUGGAAUACCCUGAGGAGCUGGAUCUGGCAUCAUUAGUAUCCCGUGUGCCCCCAGACUUUCUGCCCUACAGCUGUCUCUUCAGGGCUUGGGGGGUAAAGGCAAGGGUGAGUGAGGAUAGGGCAGUUACAGCCCUGCAUUACUUGGGACAGAACAUAGAUGCCCGCAGUUCUGGUGCUGGUACAGAAGCAGAGUUGCAGGUGGCUUUGGCGGUCCUAGAGUGGCUCAAGAACCGAGGCUACCAGGCUGACAGCACAGUGCCGGUGCCUGUGAGGGUCCCAGAAGGCUCUGGCUUUGCCCUUCGUCCAGCUGGCUCUGCUGUGUACCUGGACAUGGAGCUGGAGGCAGAGGAGGACAUGCAAGAGGUGGUGCAUGGGGCAGUACCAUCCAGCACUGCUAUAUUCUUUGGCUCAGAGUUGCUCAGCACCCGGGUGCUGGGGCCAGAGCCGUUCGUAGCAUGUGGACCUUUGGAGCCCAUUACCUUGCGGCUCCGCAACAUCCUUCGUGAGUAUAGCGAGGAGCGUGACCUCUUCACAGAGAUGGUUCAGAAUGCAGAAGAUGCUGGAGCCACAAUCUGUCGCUUCCUCCUGGACCUCCGACACUGCAGAAAGGCCAUCACCGGGCUGCUAGACCCAGGCAUGGCUGCCUGUCAUGGCCCAGCCCUCUGGGCCUACAAUAAUGCCCUUUUCACAGAGGAUGACUUCUGUAACAUCACUCGGGUCGGGGCAGCUACAAAGGAGCACCAGACAGGACGGAUUGGAUGCUUUGGGCUGGGUUUCAGCUGUGUCUACCGCAUCACAGACGUGCCAGCUGUGUUGAGUGGGACCACCCUGCUCAUCUUUGACCCUAAUGGCACCCAUCUGGGCAACCACAUCCCCAGGACUGGCAGCCCUGGCAUCCGCCUAGACUUCUCCACUCAUCCUCGCAUCCUCCAUGCCUUUGCUGAGCAGUUCCGCCCCUAUCAGGGUAUCUUUGGGUGCCAUUUACCUGAGCAAGGAGCCUUUCCAGGGACACUUUUCCGCCUGCCUUUCCGCACUGAAGAGGAAGCCAUGACAUCACAGAUAUGCUCAGAGGCCUUUAGCUCAGAGCGUAUCCAGUCCCUUGGCAAUGUUUUCAUUGGCUCUAGUCGGCUCCUGCUGCUUUUCCUGAAGAGGGUGAAGGAGAUAUCCCUGGAAAUGCUGACAGAUAUAGCCAGCUCACCUGAGGAUGUUGUGUGUCUGGCCACUCUGCAGCAAAAGAAGAUCCAAGACUCGGGGGCCCCUGGAGAUUCCUCAAGCUGGGCAGCCAUUGAGCAGAUCACAGUCCAUGAAAACACUUCCAAGACCACCCGGCAUUACCUAGUACUGGUGUGCCAGGGAGUUGGAGAAUCCCUGGAGCUCUUUCACCAGAGGACAAAGGCAGGGCUCCAGAGUAUGCCCGCUGUGGCUGGUGUGGCCCUUCCCCUUGACCUCACUGCAGACAGCAAGUGGGUGCCACGCAUGGGUGCUGAGGAAGGACAGGUUUUCUGCCACUUGCCCCUACCAGUGGCCUCAGGGCUGCCUAUCCAUGUGCAUGGGGCAUUCAGCAUCCUCUCAAACCGCAAAGGGCUGCGGAACACAGCAGAGCAUGGCAAGUGGAACCAGGCACUGCUUCGGGAUGCUGUGCCAACUGCCUGGCUUCAGGCACUGACCCACCUUCGCACCCUGCAUGAGGCAGGUGAGUUGAAGAAUUAUGAAUAUCAUAUCUUUUGGCCAGACAUCAACACUGCCCAUUAUCCCUUUACUGAGGCAGUGUCUGGUUUUUAUCAGGCUGUGGCAGCCAGGAAUGGCCCCAGGCUCUUCUCUGAUGGCUGCUCGUGGUGCUCGCUGCAGGAUGCCCGCUUCCUGCACCAAGCUGUGGCCAGGCACCCCAAGCUAGGGGCCAUAGCAGAACGUGUCUUUGCCACCACCUUGUCCCAUCCUCUGUUGGCUGUAAUGUUGCCAGAGCACGUGCAGAGGGGCCUUGGGGAAGCAGUGGCUGCUGGCACCUAUGACUGGCCACGGUUUUACUGUGAGCUUGUGCUGCCAAACUUGGAAGACCUCUCUGUGGCUGACCGGGAUCCACUGCUUCUCCACGCACUAGAUAUGCUCCAUGAUGAGGUAGACAAGGUGCUGCAGACAGUGCCUUGUAUUCCUGCCACCCCUCAUGGACACCUGCAGCUCAUUAGUCACCUAGUGCAUCCCAGAGGUCGUGCAGCCGCUUUAUACAAUGCUGAGGAUGGGCGCUUCCCCUUUGGGAAUGCAUUCCUGUCUCCAGAGAUACUGGGUCGGCUGGAGCAGCUGGGCAUGGUUCGGGACAUGUUAGCCCUGCCAGAGCUACUGGAGCAGGCAAAGACAGUGAAGCAUAUCUGGACUCAGGACCAUGCCCUAGGAUGCCAGAAGGCUGCCUGCAUCCUUGAAAUACUUCGGGAUGCAGUGGAGCAAAGGGUGAGCAACCCCAUCCAGGCUGCCUUCCAGUCUGUGCCAUUCCUGCCUGGAACACUGCCCACUGGUGAACAUGUCCUGCUUCCAGCUGCCCAGCUCUACCAUCACCACCAUGCCUCACUAGUCGGGCUUGUUCAUCCUAUCUUGGCUCCUAAAAUGCUGGGAAAGAACUUCAGCAUCACUGAAGAGAUUACAUCCUUCUUGGGGUUGGACCGGCAGCCACCAGUAGCUGCAGUCCUUGGGCAGCUGCAGGCCUUGAGCCAGACUUCCAACGCCUUCCCUGCUGCAAGCCUCCAGGACACUACCUGCUGCUGCUAUGCCUAUCUGGACUCACUGCUCAAGAGAGACCGUUCCAGUUGGGAUGAGGUGACUACUGCAGUGGCCCAAGGGGAUCCUUUCAUCUUGGUCGACUCUUACUUCGUGCCAGUCACAGCAGUGGCAGAGACUCUGACAUUUGAAGCUGUCCCUUAUCUUCACCAGCUCCCAAUGCAGUAUCGGCCCUACAGACAACUCUGGGAGUGUGUGAAGCUGCGCCACACGUUCACCUGGAAUGAUUAUGCCCAGGUGCUCCACAUCCUGGCGGAGAAGCAUGAUGGAGAGCCCCUACCUGCCCCAGACCUGGACCUGGCCUUGCGGCUAAUAACCUGUGGCUUGAUAACAGAUGACAAAGAGCCAGAUGCCUAUCAGACCCAGCAACUCUUUCUGCCUGACCAUGAGGGCAUUUUGCGUCCACGUGACAAGCUCUACUUCAAUGACACCCCAUGGCUGCCAGUGGACAAAGCUGCCAUGCUGUGCCAUGAAAAUCUGUCCCGGGCCACAGCCCUGCGCUGUGGGGUGCCAACCACACGCCACCGGGCCCUGGAGAGGAGCCAGCUGCUGGCAACACAUGUGGCUGGUGGCCUCUGGGCACAGCCUUUCGGUGCCCAAGAAGACCUGCCCACACGGCUCAAAAAUAUCUUGGCCGAGUACUCAGUAUCUGCUCGUGAUGUGGUGAUGGAGCUGCUCCAAAAUGCAGAUGAUGCUGGCGCAGGAACUGUUCACUUUGUGUGGGACCGCCGGCAGCACCCAGUAAGUUCCACCUUCAGUGAGGCCUGGAACACCCUGCAAGGCCCUGCUCUCUGCGUCUACAAUGACCGUCCCCUCCAGCAAGAAGACAUCGCAGGCAUCCAACGUCUGGGAGUGGGUGGCAAGCAGGGCCGGCAGGAUGUUACAGGCAAAUUUGGCCUUGGCUUCAACACUGUCUACCACCUUACUGAUUGCCCAGCCUUUCUUACUGGAGACAGUGCCCUGUGCAUCUUUGAUCCCCAUCUCAGCUACGUGCCUGGAGCCACAGCUGAGAGGCCCGGUGGCAUGUUUGCUGUCAACCCUGAGUUUAAGAGCGCUUUCUCAGAUGUCUAUGACACCUUCCUGCCUUCCCUUUUUGAUCUGAGCCAGGGCGUCCUUUUUCGGCUGCCCCUCCGCACCGCAUCUGGGGCUGACAUCUCUAGAGUGUCUAGCAUGGUUGUGCGGGACCAAGACCUUGUGGACAUGCAGAAAACACUGACUAAGGAAGAUGGUAACUUGCUUCUUUUCCUCCGGCACCUGCACACUGUAAUCUUCUCUGAAAUUCCCCUGGAUGGGGGGCCAUUGGUCAGGAGGCUACAGGUGGACAUAGAGCUUGAAAAGAAAGAUGCGGAGCUGAGACGGGGUUUCCAAGCCAGGCUAAGCCAAAGUGUGGAUGGGGAUGGCCCCAUCUCUGUCUCCUACAUCAUGAAGAUCAAAACCAGUCGGUCCAUUGCCAGUGCAGAGUGGAGGGUGACUGCCCAAAUUGGAGUUCAAGAGGGGUCUGAGGAGUCUCCGAUGCCUGGGAGGCUGCCAUAUGGAGCUGUGGCUGCCUGCCUAAAUCCGCAGGUCUUGAACAAUCCCACGGGCAAGGUUUUCUGCACUCUCCCACUGCCACUGACCACGGGGCUGCCUGUGCACAUCAAUGCCAACUUCUCCGUGGAUGCAGCCCGACGCAAUAUCCGCCAAGACCCAGGCAGCACUGAAGCAGCCUGGAAUGACUUCUUGCUCCGGUGCCUGGUGGUCCAAGUCUACUACAGCUUCCUUGCCAAGCAAUGGGAAGCCCUGGGACCUGAACAGCUCCAGUUCAAAUCCUUAAAGAACUGCCAGCAGUGCCUGACCCACUGCUACCUUCGGUUCUUCCCUACUGUGACAGAGAAUGUGCCACCCAUCUGGCAUAACCUGAUAAGAGGCAUCUACAGGUUCAUUACUCACCAGUGCCUGCCACUGAUGCCUGUGUGCCAUGUGAAAAAAACUGACAGCAUGGUGACAUUGGCCUGGGCAUCUCCAGGUGGCAGAGAUGUGCUGAAAGAACCAUACUUCCUUGAGAGUGAGCCUAACCCGGCUUACCGGGAUGUGCUGCAGCACUUGGGCAUGAACUUGGUGCCAGCAUUUACCCACCUGUGGCAGAUCUACCAGGAGCUCAAGGCAUCUAAUGUGGCAGCUGUGGCUUUGCAGCCAGCAUCUCUCCGGUGCUUCCUCAGGGCUCUGGCUCUCCCCUUACCCUGCCUGCUUUCUGAGACGCCCUUGAGGACACCAGAGAGCUGCUCCCUCCUGCUGCAGAGCUGCCUGGAGCCCACAAUGUCUGACCCAGAGGUCACAACAGAGUUGGAGGGCCUUCCUUUGCUGGCCAUGCAAGAUGGCUACCUACGUGCCCUCAGCACCCAUCAGCCAGUCUUAUGCAGCUCCUUUGCCGACCUCUUCCCCAAGCAAAGCCACAGAUUUGCCAACAGCCUUGUGGGUGCAAAGGCUCCAUCUGCAUUUGUGCAGAGCCUUGGACUGCCAGAAGUAAUACCAUUCAUCCAGGAGGCACUGGAACAUGAGGCUGCAAAUGGGCAGGAGUGGCUGAAGAGACUGUGGUAUUUCUUUGAUACUGUGGUCUAUCAGGCCACAAAGGCUAAUGAGGAGAUGUUGGACGCGGCCAUGCACAUGUUCAUACACAAUCUUCAAAAUGCAGUGCUGCUACCUGUGCAAAGGCAUGGAAGAGGUUCAACAUGCCUGGUGUCACUCUCCUCCCUCCCCAAUGUUCUCUAUGAUUGUAACAUGGAGGUGGCCAAAGUGCUGCAUAAGCUGGGCAUCCCUGUGCUCCGUAAAUCCCUGCUGCCCUUUGCAUUUGCCUCCCACUGCCUCCAGCCACGGACACUGCAAAUCACAAAUCCCAAGGCUGUGCUGGCCCUACUAGCCAACACAAUUGCUGAUCUCUGCUGGAAGGAUCUAAAACCAUGGGAGAUGACUGUGCUGCUGAACUUCAUUAUUGAGGAAAGGCUGGAUAGGCAGGCGCUGGAGCAUCUCCGACACCUGCCUCUAUUCCAGAAGUAUGAUGGAGGCCGUGUAGCUGUGGCAUCCUACCGCAAGGUGUUGAUUUUCAACAACCACUUCCCAUUACUGACUUCUGAUAGCAAAGCCUUGUACAGCCUUGAAAAGGACCUGCUGUUGCUCGAAAAUGACCAUCUCCACAAGCAGCUGGCCAAAUGUUUAGGAUGGGGAGAAACAGAUGUCCAGCAGCUCUUCACGACUGUGGUGCUGCCUCGGCUGCCUCAGCUCACAGCGCCACAGCUUGUGAGUGCAGUGAAUCUGUUCUUAACAGUGCAACAUGCCUAUGAGGAUGACUUCAAGGAGGCCACUGUGACAGCCUUCAAGACUGUGGCCUUCAUACCUGACUCAAAUGGCAUGCUGCAUAAGGCAUCCUACUUCUAUGACAACUUGCCCUCCCUCUGCACGCUGCAGCUGCAGCACCGCUUUGUGCCUGAGUCCUUCUUCAAGGCACUGAGGGCCAAUAUGAGAGCUGCCAGUUCCUUCCUCUUACAGGUAGGUGUCCGCAAGAGUCUCUCUGAGGAGGAUUUUCUGGUACUGGCCCAUAAGAUCGAGCAUGAAGCAACCCAGACCAAGGGUCAGACUCAUCUGCUUCAGAGACAGAAUGAGAUGGUCAACCAACUUGUUAUUCUGCUGGACAACCCAUUGCAAGAGGAUUUUUUGAAGCAAAUUGCCUCCAUUCACUUCCUAUCUCCCCUGGAAGUGCCCAAGAACUUGAGCAAGCUCCACCCUCCCUUUGCAGACUGCAGACAGCCUGUGACCCUGAAGGACAGUGUUUGUCAUGACCACCAAGAUUUGAGUGAGCUCCUGUGGACAUCAGCCACCAUCCUGCCGCCAUACUUUUCUGAGGAGAAUCUGGAAAAGCUGAAGGCUGCAGGAGUCUUUGUAGAGAUACCCACUGCCCUGGUGCAGGCCAACUUGGAACAGGUGUGCAUGGCAGCUUGCCAGACACCAGAGCAAGUCGCCACACGGGCCAGGGUUCUCCAGAAGAUGUACAACUUUUUGCAGAGCCGUCUGAAGGAAGUAGAUGUGGGAAGGCUUGCACAGCUGCCUGUGGUGCUGACCAAGAUGGGAGACAUGGCCCAACCACAGCAAGUAGUAACAUCACUCCCAGAUGAGGCUGACUUUUACCCAUAUCUCUUCAUGCCUGACCCUCUCAUAGCCUUCUAUGGAAACCUUCUGCAGCACCUUGGGGUGGUCUCACGACCUACGCUGGCUCAUUAUACUAGUGUCCUGGCCAAAAUCUACCAGGAGAGCCAUGCCAAUGGGACCCUUCAUGAAACCCAGAGGAAGACAGUCUUGCAGGCCACAUGGCACUUCUUCCAGCUGCUUCAGGAGACAAGAGAGUCCCCUGAUUUUUCUGCUGUGGCUGAGUUGUACCUGCUGACCACUGCAAACAACCUAGAGUCAUCCCACAAGCUCUUCUUCAAUGACUGUGUGUCCUCCAAAAUCUCCAGGACUUUGGAGAAGACCUUUACUUUCAUGGCUGACCUGCCCAAGACUGGAGUCAAUGGCUGGCACCUCCUGCAAAUGCUGCCCCAGCACAUGCGGCCACGAGCGCUCUCAGAGGUGCUAGAGAAACAUCUGGAGGAGAGUAGCCUGCAGCCGUGCCGCUAUAGUCCCCACUGCCCUGAGCAAAAGCGUCUGCAGUCCCUCCUGGUAUCCCCAUGGUUUCAGAGGGGCUUGGAGGCCCUGCUCCAGUGGCAGGGCCGCAAGGGGAUGAUCAGAACGGAGGGCCCCAGUAGCUUUGCAGGAGAACAGUUGGAAGUGCACUGCUGUGAGAGCAUCCGUACUGUGCUGGUCCACCGUGGUACAAAGAUAGAGGGCAGCUCCCAGCCGCAAACCGUCCACGUGAGGCACGCUGGUGCCCAACGGCUUAUCUAUUUGCAGCAUGCAGAGAUGAGGCUGGACCGGUACCAGCUGAGAGUCCUGGAAACACUGGUGCGAGAGAUUAAUGAGCUUCUGGGAGGGCAGCUAUCAACACCUUCUUUGUCUGUGCUGCGGGAGAUGUUGGUGUCUCAGGAGCCUCAGGAUGUGGCCAGUGUCCUGGAGGAAAAUGAUGUGGCCCUUGCAGGUGCUGCAGCAGAGCCAUAGGAGGUCAGGGUGCUGGAGCCAGAGGCGGGCCUGGAGAGAGCGAGGGCUACAUGA
This is a messenger RNA of Nothoprocta perdicaria, 11310 nucleotides long. RefSeq names its product sacsin-like. The record is from RefSeq and is a predicted model, not a curated record. Lineage: Eukaryota; Metazoa; Chordata; Aves; Tinamiformes; Tinamidae. The transcript has 7 exons.